CCAACAAGCAUUGUUCCCUGCAGUGUUUGCCAAGAUUGUGCAACUUGGGAUUUCUCUCUGCUUCACUAUCUAGUGAACAUGGCCAAUGUGGUUUCUUUGCAAUGGAUUGCGGCACUGUGCAUGUUUUGCUCAGUGUCAGGUGAUGGCUGCUCCCUCAUCCUCAAGCCCGCCAGGGCGGUGGUGGGCUUCGGAGAGCCGGUGUCAGUCAGUUGCGAGGCAACCCGGCCGGUGCGCGUGCUAGGUUGGGAGUCGGCCAUCAGCGCCUCUCACACCCAGCGAGGUCCAAGCGUCCAGUGGAAGGUGGACAGCCUCAUCGACUGGAUCGAAGAGCCCAUCUGCUACGGGGUCUUCUUCACAGCGCCACGCCAAUGCGAGGAAAAGCUCAAUCUCGUCCUCUACAAAAGCCCAGACAGUGUCACUAUCAAGGUGGCGAAUCACACUGGACCGAUGGUGGCAGGAAGGGAGUACAAUCUACUAUGUGAGGUCCAGAACAUAGCUCCUGUUCAGUACCUCAACUUGAGGUGGUACAGGGGACUCAGCGAGGUGUACAACCGCUCCUUUACCGACCUCACUUCUCCCUCGCCGGUGCAAGUCUCGUCCAUCUUGGUCAUCACACCAUCUAAGGACGAUGAUGGCGCCCAGUACAGCUGCGUGGCUGAGCUGGAACUCGGGCCAGAGGGGCCGCAACCCUCCCCGACUGUCACUUCUGACCCACUGAAAGCAUCUGUCUAUUUUCCACCAAUAUUCCAAACUCCCGGCGCAGAAAUCGUGGACUUUGAAGAAGGCGGUGAAAUGACGCUGAACUGCACCGCAGCAGGGAAACCAGCACCAGUCUACAGCUGGCAACCGGAGACUGAGGAUGGCCACGAUGCUGUGCUUGCCUCCUCUUCGCUGCUACCUGGAACCUACACUUGCACAGCCUCCAACAUGCUCGGGAAGAACAGCAAGCAGUUCAUUGUCAAAACCAAGAGCAAAGGUGGAGAGUAAACAGAAAAAAAUGAAACAACCACAAGGGAUUUUUACAACACACCCUGUAUUUAUGUAAAAUUUGUCACAGUUUUAACAUUUAUGGUGUAUUGUACGCCCAUGUCACAAUAAGAAAGUGUUUGGCACAAUAAACACAUCUUCAAAAAGAGACUUUAAACAUGUAAUGCCACUAGCAGAUUCAAGGUUUCUGUCAAAAUACACACUAAAAAUGGAAUUAUAUUCUCACUACUCAAAGAGAUAUUUAAGGCACCACUGUACAUUUUCAUAUUAUCGUUAUAAAAAUGCUUUAGUGCAGAUAAAGGCCUCCCUACUAACCUCGAAUUAGUUGACUAUUUGACCAUUCUAUGGAUUUUAGCCUGAAAUAUUGUCUUAUUUACAGUAGGUUAUGCUAAAUCAUUUUGCAUAUUGGCGAAAUCAACCUGUAAGAUUACACAUGCUUUUUAGAUUUUGUCAAGGAAGUGGUCACUGUAAAUAUUGCUUGUUUUGUCAAUUAACGACAUUAUUGUCAAUGUAAUCUUUUGGUAUGGAUGAA
Molecule: messenger RNA, 1519 nt
Organism: Corythoichthys intestinalis (scribbled pipefish)
Lineage: Eukaryota; Metazoa; Chordata; Actinopteri; Syngnathiformes; Syngnathidae
Product: vascular cell adhesion protein 1-like
Exons: 4
Coding region: 79-987 (302 amino acids)
Biological process (GO): cell adhesion
Molecular function (GO): integrin binding
Source: RefSeq, a predicted model, not a curated record